UACCCCACUUUCCCCCUGUCGGCGGUUGGGCGGAGGGAGUGCGCUUGCGUGUCUUCGUCCUAGUCUCCGCUGCGGCGCGUGGGUGGCGGUUGGUCUCUGCUCUCCUGCGCUCGCGGCCCGGCUGUCUUUGCACGGGAUGGCGAGCACCUCAACCCUCGCGGGGAGCUCUGCGCUGGGGCUGGGAGCUGUCGGGGGUGCCGGGCCCUGGGGCAGCUCGACGGGCGGCCCAUCCCGCUACGUGGCCGGGAUGCAGGAGCUGUUUCGGAGCCACAGCAAGACUCGCGAGUUCCCGGCACACAGCGCCAAGGUGCACUCGGUGGCCUGGAGCUGUGACGGGCGCCGUCUGGCCUCGGGCUCCUUCGACAAGACGGCCAGCGUCUUCCUGCUGGAGAAGGACCGCCUGGUAAAAGAAAAUAACUACCGAGGGCAUGGGGACAGCGUGGAUCAGCUUUGUUGGCAUCCGAGUAAUCCAGACCUCUUUGUCACUGCAUCUGGGGACAAAACUAUUCGAAUCUGGGAUGUUAGAACUACAAAAUGCAUCGCCACUGUGAAUACUAAAGGGGAGAAUAUUAACAUUUGCUGGAGUCCUGAUGGGCAGACCAUUGCUGUGGGCAACAAAGAUGAUGUAGUAACUUUCAUCGAUGCUAAAACCCACCGUUCAAAAGCAGAGGAGCAGUUUAAAUUUGAAGUCAAUGAAAUCUCCUGGAAUAAUGAUAACAAUAUGUUCUUCCUGACAAAUGGCAAUGGUUGUAUCAACAUUCUCAGUUAUCCUGAGCUGAAGCCUGUGCAGUCCAUCAAUGCCCAUCCUUCCAAUUGCAUCUGUAUCAAAUUUGAUCCCACAGGGAAGUACUUUGCCACAGGAAGUGCUGAUGCACUGGUUAGCCUUUGGGAUGUUGACGAAUUAGUAUGUGUGAGAUGUUUUUCCAGAUUGGAUUGGCCAGUGAGAACCCUCAGCUUUAGCCAUGAUGGGAAGAUGCUUGCGUCAGCCUCUGAAGAUCACUUUAUUGACAUUGCUGAAGUAGAGACAGGUGAUAAGCUCUGGGAAGUGCAGUGUGAGUCCCCGACAUUCACGGUGGCCUGGCAUCCCAAAAGACCUCUUCUGGCAUUUGCUUGUGAUGACAAAGAUGGCAAAUAUGACAGCAGCCGGGAAGCAGGGACUGUGAAGUUAUUUGGGCUUCCUAAUGACUCUUAAAAGGAAUUUGGAGGGUCCAGUGUGUGGAGGGGAGCCACUGAUUCAGAAGAGAGGCUGGGAUAAAGGCCUGAGAAAGUCAGGCAUCAUUUUGUCUAGUUUAUUUGGUCUGUUUCUCCCUGCGUACAUUCUCCCCCAUCCCUAAACAUCCCAGUUGUUUCCAUGUCCCCCAUUUGAAUAUAAUAUCGUAUCUGUUUGCGGUAUUUUUGUGGGAGUGAUGGGGUGGUAAAGUUUCCAUCUGUUAAUGCAAAGAGCACUGAAUUUAGAGUCAGAGCAGUGGAAAGAAGACUGGAUUUGAGAUUGGAGGUCUCUAUUCAAAGUUUAGUUCUGCUACUACCUAGAACUUUGCCUCUCUGGGCCUUAGUUUUCUCAUUUUUAAAAUGAAGUAUUUGGAUUAUCUAAAUCCUAUUAUUUUUCUUUCUCGGGGUUGCCCUGUGUACUUCAAGAAGCCUACGAGUUUCUGCAGGUAGCCGAAUAGUCUAACCAGUUUCCUCCUUUUUUCUUACUACCUUUAAUUUUGAGAAGGUGUUGUAAAACUGUACUUUGUAACUUUUGCUGACUAUAAAAGUUUGUUGGUUGAUCUUGGAGGUGACAGUCUCACUUCUUGAUCAAAUCUGGCAUGGCCCAAUUAGUAACUUCAUCUUUAAUGAAAAUAAUAGCUCCCUCCUCUGUAAAGAGAGGGGGUUGAAUUAGUUGACUUCUAAAUUCCUGUGAUCCAUUUUUUAUAGCACUUGGUUUAAAACAUAAUUCCCUUACAAUAACCCUAAGGGGAGGGUUAAAAGGUUAUUAUCCCCAUUUUAUAGGUGAUGAAAUUGGCAUAGAGAGGCUAAGUAAUUGACCCAGAGGGUAACAUGGCUAGUCAAAUAGGUAUUUCUGCCAAGUGACUGUAGGUGGUAUAGCAUGAUGUCAAGAUCCAAGUUGCUACCUCAUUUGGGUAUCUCCAUAUGUGAUGUGUGUUUUGACAGCUCUCCUGCUCAUACUCUUUCUACUUGUGGGUCCAAGAUUGAUGAAGAGGAAUGUGACAUUUUGGGGAAAGUAUUUUUUAAGAAUAAUUUUGAUAUUUCAGCUUUUAAUAAAAGUUAAAUUUUUGGGCAUUCUUACAUUUUAGUAAGGUGGUAUUGGACUUUUUGUGUUUUUUUAAAUCUGAGAGAUGGGUAAACACGAUUAUGGGUAACAUUACUCUUUACCACUUUGAAUUCUGAUCUCUGAGAAGCUGAAGCUAAUGAUCGGUGAUCAUUUAAGCUAUCACAUCCUACAUUUUGAGAAUACUGGUUCACAUUUCCUUAAUGAAAGUUUUAAAAGUGCUGUGA
This is a messenger RNA of Dromiciops gliroides (monito del monte), 2499 nucleotides long. It is a transcript of the gene THOC3, whose product is annotated as THO complex 3. Gene Ontology annotation, cellular component: THO complex part of transcription export complex. The transcript is spliced from 6 exons. NCBI's taxonomy places the organism in Eukaryota, Metazoa, Chordata, Mammalia, Microbiotheria, Microbiotheriidae. Bases 137 to 1192 code for a protein of 351 amino acids. Gene Ontology annotation, molecular function: protein binding. Gene Ontology annotation, biological process: mRNA export from nucleus. The record is from RefSeq and is a predicted model, not a curated record.